CUGGUUUUAUUAAUUUGGAGUCUGUUUUUAGGAUAUUGUGAACUGAGUUCAAGCAUAGUUUUGUAAAAUGUUACUAGGUUCUGUUUUUAGUACACGUUUCUUCUUGAAGCCCGAAAACCGAAAAAAAUAAAUUUCAAUUGGGUUCAGGCCCAUACUGAGAACCAGAAAACCGAACUGGGCUGUGUAGGUUCUGUUGGUUUGGUUUUGGUGGCUGUUUUUUAUCACAACCAAACCGAAUCGUAUACCUUGUUCAGUUUCGAUUUCGGUUGUAGACGACAACCGGACCGUACCCACCCUUAUCAAUAAGAGAUAUAAACAAGAGAAGGGUAGAAAUACUGCACUAUAGGAUUCGUGUUGAAAACUUGGAAUCGGAAAUAACCCUAACAUUUGUGUUCCCUGAUUUAAAGCCUUAAAUUUAUAUAUCAUAUGCAUACGUUGCCCUUGGUUGAGUUUGACCCUUUGUUUUUUUCCCAGUUCUAAAGCAAUCAAUUAUUCGAUCACCAAAUCCCUAAUCGAUCCCUUUUUGUCUUUGGUGUGUUAUUUUUUCGGCAAAUGCUUCAACUCACAACGUUUCUCUUGCCAUUGUUAUGUUUGAUGUUAUUUAAUUUCUGGGGAAGAAAAUUUGGUAUGCGGUUGUGAUGUUUCUUUGUUUGAAAAUUUGCAGAGAACAGUCUUUGUGGGAGUUUCUUCAUGGCGGAAAGCUCUUUCAAGGAGGAAUAUCCACAGGAGAACAGUUGUAGUGGGAGUUUCACCUUGCGAAAAGGAUUUUGCCAGCUUCAAAUUUCUCCGGAUAGGAGCAAAGCAGAAGAGAACAAUCAAGAUCCAAUACCAAUUGUGGAGAAUGCUGCAAGGAGACGUUCCUGACAUUGAAGAGAUGUUGCCAACUCCUUUUGUUCUUUAAUUAUCUUGAUUUGUAUUGCUACAAUGGAACAUGAUUGUGUUUCCUUUCUAUUUAUGCUUUUCAUUUAAGUUUAGAAAUUUGUUAGAAAAAAGAAGGAAAAACUCAUUUUAUGUGUCCACGAGGCCCAUUCGAACUUUAGACCCUUGGAAUAGGAGAAAUGCCAAUGCGGUUAUAGAGAAGGCUGCGAUUUUGAUUGCAAGUACCAACACUCCUGCCAGGUACAAGGAGACAUGGAGGAAUAUUUUGAACAAAUACAAACAACGUAUUAUUUUAGAUGCUGGGAAACUGCGGGAGAAGCAUCCAAAUUGUAUACCAGUGACUGUGGACAAGGAUGCAAGGAGUGACAUUCAUGACAUUGACACUAAGAAGUGCAUUGGAUGUCUACAAUCGAUGAGGAAAAUAAGGAUGAAGAUGGAUUUCUUCACAUCACCUACAGUGGAGAAGAGAGUGUGUGGAUCCAAUGAGGAACAGCAAGAAUUCUCUUAAUAGAACUCGAGUCUGGGACCUCUGAGUCAAUAAUCUGACCUGCUUAGUAAUUAUCGUUUAUCUCGAUCGUUAGAUCAGUGGCCUUAUUUGUGGUGUUGUGCCAGAACUAUAGUUUUAUGACAUUCCAAGGAACUUUAAUGCAUUGAGUUUGAAAUAUUUAUAAUGAUUUGCUAGUUAGAAAUGAGUUUUUGUUGCCGUC
Prunus dulcis (almond) is the source of this 1586-nucleotide messenger RNA. RefSeq lists its product as uncharacterized. NCBI's taxonomy places the organism in Eukaryota, Viridiplantae, Streptophyta, Magnoliopsida, Rosales, Rosaceae. The transcript is spliced from 8 exons. The record is from RefSeq and is a predicted model, not a curated record. The coding region runs from base 932 to 1387 and encodes 151 amino acids.